AUGAAUUGGAGCACAAGUAUUGAUUGUUGCAACUGGGAUGGUAUCACCUGCAACCACUUCACCGGUGAUGUUAUUGGUAUUGACCUGAGUUAUGGUAUGCUACAAGGUACCAUCCAUCCUAACACCACCCUUUUCGAUCUUCCUCAUCUACAAAGGCUCAACCUUGCAUAUAAUAAUUUUAAUGCUUCCCAACUUCCACGUGAAAUUGGUAGGUUUUCAAAUAGUCUCACACAUCUCAACAUCUCUUCAUGUGGGUUUACCGGUGAUAUUCCUUGGGAAAUCUUAUUUCUCCCUAAAUUAGUUUCUCUUGAUCUCUCUUCAAAUAAUGGAUUGCAAAUGCAUCCGUAUGUUUUAAAUAAUCUGCUACAAAAUUCAACUCAUUUGAGAGAGGUUGCCAUGGCUCAUGUUGAUAUAGAAGAAAUUAAUCUUGGCUUUAACUUGUUUAGUGGAGGGUUACCAUUAGAGUUGUUCAAGUGUCGUUCAUUAAAAGUGUUACUCCUUCGUGAUCAGAACCUAUUUGAUGGCGAGGUUAAUCAAGGCUUGAAUUCUUCGUUAUUUAUCCAACUUGUUAACCUCAAUUUCCUAGACCUUCAAUCGAAUAGUUUCAAAGGUGUAUGGAAUUUCGAAACUUUGUUAUCAAGCCUACCAAACCUUACAGGACUCGAUCUCUCCUAUAGUGGCUUAACUGUUCUCAGCCACAAUUCUACCACCUAUGUCAACCCUAAUUUUUGGUUCUUAAAUUUGGCAUCUUGCAACCUAAAUGCGUUUCCAAAGUCCUUACGAGCUAUGAAAAAUCUUCAAUAUUUAUUAUUAUAUGGCAACAACAUACAGGGUCGCAUCCCCGAUUUGGCUGGAGAGAUAGGAGGAAAUCGGUUGAUUGCUGUGGAUCUCUCAAAUAACUCCAUAACAGGCUUGCCGCAGUUUCAAUGGGAUGGAAUAACUCAACUAUCCUUCCAGUCCAACAUGAUUCAAGGACCAUUCCCUCCAUCAAUUUGCAACAUGAGCAAUCUACAAUAUCUCGAUCUAUCCAAUAAUAGUAUUGAUGGAGUGAUUCCACAAUGCAUCGGAAACAUCCAUUCUCUCGGGAUGCUACAUUUGGGGGCCAAUCUUUUUAAUGGCACCAUUCCAGAUGCAUGCACAGAUUAUGGACAGUUGACAUGGUUCAUGUCAACUGAAAACUAA
Molecule: messenger RNA, 1182 nt
Organism: Lactuca sativa (garden lettuce)
Lineage: Eukaryota; Viridiplantae; Streptophyta; Magnoliopsida; Asterales; Asteraceae
Source: RefSeq, a predicted model, not a curated record